Molecule: messenger RNA, 2329 nt
Organism: Polypterus senegalus (gray bichir)
Lineage: Eukaryota; Metazoa; Chordata; Cladistia; Polypteriformes; Polypteridae
Product: zinc finger protein 33B-like
Exons: 2
Coding region: 29-1513 (494 amino acids)
Biological process (GO): regulation of transcription by RNA polymerase II
Molecular function (GO): RNA polymerase II cis-regulatory region sequence-specific DNA binding; DNA-binding transcription factor activity
Source: RefSeq, a predicted model, not a curated record
CGAACGAGCAAGAAGGGAGGUAGAGAAGAUGGAUCUUGGCAUUAAGACAAAAAAUGGUGUUAUGCAGAGGGCUUCGUCUUUAUUCCAGCACUCUAGACCACAUCACUCCUUUAAUUUUUCAAAGACAAAAUCUCAGUUCACGGAAUGCAUUUGUGUGUGUGAAGACUGUGGUAAGAACAUCAGAGGACUGGCAGAGUAUGCCAAACAUAGGAGACGAGUGCAUGGGGUCCAUAAACCUUACACAUGUUCAUUUUGUCCAAUGACCUUUGCGCUUUAUUCCAGCUUGCAGGUCCAUAAUCAGACACAUGUAGCUCAACAGGCACAGAUAGAGAAACAGAAUCGGGCCAACAGAAAGGAAAAACUGAGAGCAGGCACUCAAAACCAGAGUUUUGGCUCCACUGAAAAUGUAGCCCCCUGCCCAACUUUAAGCAAUACAAUUAAAGAGAAGAAGUAUGCUUGUUCUUCCUGUGGGAAAGCAUUCUACAAAGCCUAUCACCUCCAGAGACACAAAGAAGUUCACUUAGUCAUGAAGCCUUUCACUUGUCUGGACUGUGGGAGAUGCUUUAGAAGAGCAAGUCAUAUGCAGAUCCACCAGCAUCAGCAUAUAAGACAGAACCUGUACUGCUGUACCUCCUGUGGUAAGGCUUUUUCUAAGAAAGAUGGGCUGCUCUUUCACCAGCAGUCUUCUUGUAAUCCUGCUGUGGAAAAAGAAGUGCCACAGUCUGAAUUUGCUCACAAGUGUUCUUGCUGCUCGGAAAGCUUCAUGUCUGUUUCUCAGUUAAAGGUUCACCAACGCCGAUGCCACACCCUGGAGGAAAUAGAAGGUGCAGAAGUAAUGGCACGUGAGAGAAAAUUUGCUUGUUUGCAGUGUGAAAAGGCCUUUAGUUAUGCUUCAGGCCUUUCUCACCACAAGAGGAUUCACCACAGCACUGUGAAGAGGAAUGGUGUUCAGGUGCUACAGCGUUACGGUUGGUUUUACUGCACAUUAUGUGAUAAGUCUUUUCGGCAUGCCUCAGGCCUCGCUCACCAUAAGCGAUUCAAACACCGCAAUCAGGUUGAGACAAAUAACCCCAAGCCCCUGCAGAGGAAACAAUUCUCUUGUCAGAUUUGCCACAGUAUCUUUUGGCAUGCAGAAGACCUCUUGGAUCACAAGAAGCUGCACCACAGUCAAACCACACCCAAAGAUGAUGCUUCUUUAGAAAAUGGAAGCAGGUACCCUUGUCCAUUUUGUGAUCGUGUAUUUCGUCAUUCUUCCACACUUUCCCACCACAAGCAACUCCAUGCAGAAAUGAAAGGCCCGUUCCGGUGCAGUGUUUGUACCAACUGCAUUGGCCAUUCUGGCUUACUGCGGCUUAGGUUGCAAAUGCGCAAGGCCAAUGGUAACCUCACCUACCACUGCUUGGUGUGCAGCCGGACUUUCUGUAUCAUAAAAAAAUUCAUUAAGCACUGUGAGAGGCAUCUUCAGCAGAACAGAAAUGAUGAGAAACCAGACAUCCAAUGUCCACUGGAUUAAACUAAGAUCAUUUCACAAAGCGUUAUGAAGUGACAGGUUUUGGAUUAUGGGCAUAAAGCAGAUAAACAGCAGACUGCUUUUUGUUUGCAGUGAGCUUUAUUAAAUGGAAUAGUAGUACUCUAGGAUGAGGUGAAAUGGGAGGACUCCUCCAAUAUCUGUCCCCGAGAGCCAUGUUGUGUGUGGGUCUUCAUUGCAGGCAGUCUAAGUUGAUGCUGAUUUUAAGUUUAUAAUUUAAUGCUUUGGUAUAAGCGUCACUAUUUUUCUGCUUCAACAGACAUUUUGAAUUCUGAAAGACAAAACAUUGAAUAUUUUUGCAUGUCUAGAUGGUUUAGGGAAUGUGAAUUGAGCUGUUAUGAGUUCACAGCCUAAAGAUUUAAGGAAAAUGUGUUAUUUUUGCAUUGCAGAAAAAGGGAUAAUACUGUUAAUUACACUGUGUCCUGUUCUUUCUGAUAUUUUCAAAGUCUUUCAGGAAACAAACAUGAACAAGAUCAUUCAAAACAGCCGUUCACCACUGCCCUAAGUUCCAGUACCCUUCUUGCUGACUUUAACAUUUUGGUUCCUUUUGAUUCCAAAUUUAGUUUUAAAAAAGAAAAUGUGAUUGAGCAGAUGUUUUGCUUGGAUUGACUUCACAGUGAGAGAGAGGUUGUUAUAUAACCCUGUUACCCUUUGGGUUAGAGGGUCCCAAAGUCAGUCCAGGGGACCCCAUUUGGCUGCAGUUUCUGGUCCAACCAGCUUCACAAUUGCUGAUUUUAAUAAUAAUUCUAAUAAUAUUUUCAUCUCAUUUAAUUAGAUGGUCUGUUUUCUUCUUCUGCAUUU